Messenger RNA from Dendrobium catenatum, 5239 nucleotides. RefSeq lists its product as uncharacterized. Gene Ontology annotation, molecular function: protein binding. The transcript has 24 exons. Gene Ontology annotation, cellular component: autophagosome membrane. NCBI's taxonomy places the organism in Eukaryota, Viridiplantae, Streptophyta, Magnoliopsida, Asparagales, Orchidaceae. Gene Ontology annotation, biological process: autophagosome assembly. The record is from RefSeq and is a predicted model, not a curated record. Bases 157 to 4980 code for a protein of 1607 amino acids.
CCCCAUUUCAUCUAUCCGAUCUGAUGACAAAAGACUUGUUUCGAUAGAUCCAUCGUGCAAUUGUUGCGUACAGUCGGAGAACGGGGACGGCGAUCCACCGGACAGAGGUCGGAGGCUGCGGGGGGAGUUGAGAGAUUGGAGGUUUGCCAGGGCAAGAUGUUGGAGUGGGCGACGGUGCAGCAUCUCGACUUGAGGCAUGUUGGCCGUGGCCUUAAGCCCCUGCAGCCUCAUGCCGCCGUCUUCCACCCCACUCAAGCGGUCGUCGCAGUUGCUAUCGGCACCUACAUCCUCGAGUUUGAUGCACUCACUGGAAGCAAGAUUUCUUCAAUUGACAUUGGCGCUCGUGUUGUUCGAAUGGCGUAUAGCCCAACUAGUGGACACACUGUUAUUUCUAUCCUUGAGGAUUGCACAAUCCGAGCAUGCGAUUUUGAUUGCGAGCAGACACUUGUGCUACACUCACCUGAAAAAAGAACAGAACAAAUUUCAGUAGAUGCUGAAGUUCAUCUUGCCUUGACGCCUCUCCAGCCCGUCGUGUUUUUUGGCUUCCAUCGACGAAUGAGUGUGACAGUUGUCGGUACGGUUGAGGGGGGUAGGCCACCUACAAGAAUAAAGACUGAUCUUAAAAAGCCUAUUGUCAACAUUGCAUGCCAUCCACGUCUUCCUGUCCUGUAUGUUAGCUAUGCUGAUGGCUUGAUUCGAGCUUACAACAUUCAGACCUAUGCUGUUCACUAUACACUUCAGCUUGAAAAUACAACAAAGCUCGUUGGUGCUGGUUCUUUUGCAUUCCAUCCAACUUUGGAGUGGAUAUUUGUUGGUGAUAGGAGUGGUAGUCUUCUAGCAUGGGAUGUAUCUACUGAGAGACCAAAUAUGAUUGGAAUUACCCAAGCUGGCUCCCAUCCAAUAACAUCUAUUGCAUGGCUCCCAUCUUUGCGAUUGCUUGUUACUGUUUCAAGGGAUGGUGUACUUCAGCUUUGGAAGACACAUGUGCUGAUUAAUCCAAACAGGCAGCCAAUGCAAGCAAAUUUUUUUGAGCAUGCAGCAAUUGAAGCAAUUGACAUUACUCGUAUUUUGUCUCAGAAGGGCGGUGAACCUGUUUAUCCACUCCCAAGAGUUAAAAAUUUGGCAGUUCAUCCAAAGUUAAACCUAGCAGCAUUAGUCUUCACUAAUAUGCCUGGUGGAGAUAAGCAAAAAAAUAGGGCUGCGUAUACCAGGGAGGGAAGGAAACAACUUUUCACUGUUCUUCAAAGUGCCAGGGGGUCAACUGCUGCUGUUCUGAAGGAAAAACUUUCAGCUUUAGGUUCAUCUGGAAUCCUGGCAGACCAUCAACUACAGGCCGAGUUGCAAGAACAACAGUUAAAAGGCCGAAGUCAGGUUACAAUGUCAGAUAUUGCGCGGAAAGCAUUCCUUCACAGUCAUUUCAUGGAGGGGCAUGCAAAAAGUGGCCCAAUAUCUCGGUUGCCUCUCAUAAUGAUCUCAGAUGCAAACAACCUACUAAAGGAUGUUCCUGUUUGUGUGCCUUUCCAUUUGGAGUUGAAUUUCUUCAACAAACAGAAUCGUGUCCUACAGUAUCCAGGCAAGGCAUUUUAUCUAGAUGGAUUCAAUCUAAUGGCUUAUAAUCUCUCCACAGGAGCUGAAAGUUUGUGCAAAAAGCUUUACUCAACGAUUCCUGGAAAUGUAGAGUGCCUUCCGAAGCACAUGCUUUACAGUUCAAAACAACGCUUGUUUUUUGUUGUCUUUGAAUUGAUUGGCACAAAUGGUUCCCUUCAUGAAGUUGUUAUUCACCGGGAGCCGACAGAUGAUCAAUCAUCAAAUAACAAAGGAAGUUUAUUAAAAGGCCGAGAUGCAGCACUUUUGAGUUCUAAUGAGAAUCAAUAUGCUAUUCUGGAUGAGGACAGAAGCGGUCUUGCUUUGUAUGUGUUACCCGGACCUACCUUCCAAGAAGUUAAUGAAAAUAAUGGAGCAAUUGAUGGUAACUCUUCUGAUGGUCAACGUGGAUCAGAUAGAGGACCUCAUCAUUUUAUUUUUGAAACAGACGUUGAUCGCAUCUUCUCAUUUCCUUUAGAGUCAACCAUUCUGUAUUCUAUAUCUGGUGAUCAUAUAGGUCUGGCGAAGCUUCUUCAAUCAUAUCAUUUAUCUACUGAUGAUGGACGCAGUAUUUCUACAAAAACUGAGGGGAAGAAGUUUAUUAAUCUUAAACGGAAUGAGCAUGUUAUCCAGGUUCACUGGCAAGAGACUCCCAGGGGUCAUGUUGCUGGGAUUCUUACAAGCCACAGGGUAUUGAUUUGCUCAACUGAUUUAGAAAUAAUUUCUAGCAGUGAAACCAAAUUUGAUGGAGGACACCCAUCUUUCCGAUCUCUUUUAUGGGUUGGGCCUGCACUUCUCUUCUCAAGUGCAACUGCAGUCAGUGUUCUUGGAUGGGAUAACAAAAUUCGAACCAUUCUUUCCACGUGUCUACCAUGUUCUGCAUUGCUUGGCGCAUUAAAUGAUCGCUUAAUGUUUGCAAAUCCGACAGAAAUAAAUCCCCGACAAAAGAAGGGAGUUGAGAUAAGAAGCUGUCUUGUUGGGCUUCUUGAACCUCUUCUGAUUGGAUUUGCAACCAUGCAGCAACAAUUUGAACAGAAAAUUGAUCUUCCAGAGGUCUUAUACCAGAUAACCUCAAGGUUUGAUAGUCUGCGCAUUACUCCAAGGUCUCUGGAUAUAUUGGCUAAUGGCUCCCCUGUUUGUGGGGAUCUUGCUUUAUCUUUAUCCCAAGCAUGCCCACAUUUUACACAGGUACUACGAUGUAUUUAUGCAAUCAAAGCCCUCCGUUUCUCUACUGCUUUAUCAAUCUUAAAGGAUGAAUAUCUGCGUUCAAGAGAUUUCCCCCAGUGUCCUCCUACUUCUCAUUUAUUCCAUCGCUUUCGCCAGCUGGGAUAUGCAUGUAUCAAAUAUGGCCAGUUUGAUAAUGCCAAAGAAACUUUUGAGGUCAUUUCGGACUUUGAGAGUAUGCUUGAUCUUUUCAUAUGCCACUUAAAUCCUAGUGCCCUGCGCCACCUUUCUCAGAAACUAGAAGAUGCUGCAACUGACUUGGAUCUAAGACGAUACUGUGAAAGAAUAUUAAGAGUUCGCUCCACUGGAUGGGGACAGGGUAUUUUUGCUAAUUUUGCAGCUGAAAGUAUGGUCCCUAAAGGGCCUGAAUGGGGUGGUGGAAACUGGGAAAUCAAGACUCCCAUCAGCAUGAAAGAUAUACCCCAGUGGGAGCUGGCAGGGGAAGUCAUGCCAUACAUGAAGACCAGUGAAGGCGGUAUUCCAACCAUCAUAGCAGAUCAAAUUGGUGUUUACCUAGGUGUAGUUAGAGGAAAGGGAAGUAUUGUAGAAGUAAGUGAAACCAGUUUGAUUAAAGCAUUCACAGCAUCAAUAAAUGAGAACAAGUCAUCAAAAUCUGAUUUACUACCUAAUUUGAACAAGGAAGGUCCAAACGCAAUUGCAAAAGCAAAUCCUGUAGUGGAUAUUUUAACCAAGCAAUUAGUAGGUGCUGCUCCUAAAGACGAGCAGGCAAAAGCAGAAGAAGAGUUCAAGAAAUCUUUGUAUGGUACUGUUGAUGUGAGCAGCGGUGAGGAGGAUGAAGCAACAUCAAAAAACAAAAAGAUAAGGAUAAGAAUCCGAGACAAGCCAAUUGAUGGCCCUACUGUGGAUGUUAACAAAAUCAAAGAAGCCACGAAACAAUUCAGACUUGGCGAUGCUCCCAUGAGGACCAAGUCAGGAGGAUCUCAAGAUAUAUCAAUAGCUUCAUCACAGCCAUCAUCCAUAAGGACUGCGGCUGCAGCAAGUCCUGCAAUUGAUAUGUUUGGGAAUGACACUUCUAUCCCUACUACCUCAAUGCAGACAAACCCUAUGAUUACUGGUAUGGGAGUGUCAGCUGGACCUAUUCCCGAGGACUUCUUUAAGAACACAAUUCCUUCAUUUGAGGUUGCUGCCUCGCUGCCGCCUCCUGGGGCAUAUUUGUCUAAAAUGGAACAAAAUUCUCAAGUAAUGGAAGGAAACAGGUUUGCUUCAAAUAGGGAGGUGAUGACAAAUGUUGGCUUCCCAGAGGGUGGUGUACCACCUCAGGUGUUUCAACAGACUGGUGUUCCUUUAGAGGCAAUUAGUCUUCCUGAUGGUGGAAUACCUCCACAAUCUCAGGCUCCUGCCAUUGGUCCUCCCUCUCUCAUGUCUAUGCCCUCACAGCCAGUUGAUCUAAGCUAUCUUGAAAUUCCAGGAUCCGACUACACAGCUGCUGCAACAAAACCGUCUCCUGCGCCUUCAACAGUUCCCACUUCUGUUGCUCCUGGCCAAGUUCCCCGGGGUGCUUCUGCUGCCAUUUGUUUUAAAACAGGGCUUGCUCAUCUUGAACAAAACCAGCUUUCUGAUGCAUUGUCUUGUUUUGAUGAAGCAUUUCUGGCUCUUGCUCAGGAUCAGUCACGGGGAGAUGAUAUAAAAGCACAAGCCACCAUAUGCGCCCAGUACAAGAUUGCUGUUGCCUUAUUGCAGGAAAUUGCACGCCUCCAAAAGGUCCAAGGUCCUAGCAUGAUCAGUGCAAAGGAGGAGAUGGCAAGGCUCUCUCGCCAUCUUGGUUCUCUACCGCUUCUUGCAAAGCACCGGAUUAACUGCAUAAGAACCGCCAUUAAACGCAACAUGGAAGUUCAGAACUAUGGUUAUGCGAAGCAAAUGCUUGACCUCCUCCUCUCAAAAGCUCCACCUACCAAGCAGGAUGAGCUGAAGAGCCUGAUUGAUAUGUGCGCGCAGAGAGGGCUCUCAAACAAAUCAAUGGAUCCACAGGAAGAUCCCUCGCAAUUCUGCGCCGCAACCCUCGGCCGUCUCCCGACAAUUGGUCAUGAUAUCUGUAGCCUAUGCGGUGCAAAAUUCUCUGCUCUCUCCACACCUGGAUGCAUAGUUUGUGGUAUGGGAAGCAUCAAGAGAUCAGAUUCUGCUGCAGGUCCAGUGCCCUCUCCAUUUGGGUGAGAUUCGAUCUCUAUAGCUUAGCUUUUGCUUUUGUUUGUAUGAUUUUAAUGUCUUUAUGUAUUUUUUUCUAUCAUUUGUGACUUCUUUUAGAGAGAGGGAGAGGAGCUGUAAUUCACUUUUGUAAUGAAAAUUUGUGUUUCUCACGUCUUAUUCUUUAUAACUUUUUAUUUUUUGAAACGAUCUAAAGGGAAAUUGAGUUCUUGCAUUUUAGUUUCCCAGUUGCUGGAAUGGAAACUGUAAGUGAGAACAUUCGAUAAAA